AUGUUAACUGAUACAGGAAUGAUCUUGCCGAAUUUUACCGAAUUACGUAUUUAUCCAUCGUUUACGGAAAUUCGUCAACAAUACAAUGCACCCAAAAAUUUCAACAUGUAUUUCUCACGGGACGUAUUUGCAAAUAUUGUUCGAGGUUCAUUGUCGAUCGAAGGUAUUCCGAUUGAAUCGAAACAAGUCGUUCCCAAAGCAAGCAAUCUUGAAAAUCAAACGAUAUUUGUUCGACGCCACUCAAACGAAGAACCUCAAGAAUGUCGUGUUAUUCAAGCUGAUGAUCUUCUCUUACAAGAUAUCAAAACAAAACGAUAUUUUCGUGCUCAACGACACGAACUCGAAUAUGUUACUAUUCCGGAACAGGAAGGAACUGAAGUGACAUAUGUUUUAAAACAACAAGGCAAAGCAACAUUGAGCUAUCAAAUUCAUGGUAUCUCUUGGUUGCCACAGUACGAUUUGAAUAUUCUAUCUGAUGAUUGUCGACACACAUUUCAAGCUUUUGCCGAAAUUACGAAUGGAACAAAACAAGAAUACAGAAUCAAUCGAACAGAAUUGUUCGGUGGUGAUGUGUGCUUACAAAGAGAAGUCGGAGCUAAACGACGUCGUGAUCGAUCCAGGAGAUCCGAUGAUCAACGAGCCCAAAUUCAGGUGAUUGCGAAUGGUGUUCAAAUAGAAAAUAAAAAUAACUCAAACGAUCAUCAUGGUAUGUUGGCAGCGAACGGUGGCGAACAAACCUAUGAAUAUGAAAUUCAUCUCAGCUAUCCUAAAAAAAGCAAUUCGUAUAGGAAAAGACGACGAGAAGAAUAA
Messenger RNA from Rotaria sp. Silwood1, 810 nucleotides. NCBI's taxonomy places the organism in Eukaryota, Metazoa, Rotifera, Eurotatoria, Philodinida, Philodinidae. The record is from the annotation of a GenBank genome assembly.